Centruroides sculpturatus (bark scorpion) is the source of this 1529-nucleotide messenger RNA. Its product is annotated as galectin-4-like. The record is from RefSeq and is a predicted model, not a curated record. Bases 94 to 1470 code for a protein of 458 amino acids. Gene Ontology annotation, molecular function: galactoside binding; carbohydrate binding. The transcript is spliced from 9 exons. NCBI's taxonomy places the organism in Eukaryota, Metazoa, Arthropoda, Arachnida, Scorpiones, Buthidae.
AGUAAAUGUAUAAAAGUAUUUCUGUCUCAUUAACUUGUGCAUUUUCCUUCUGUCUGCAUUGCAGAGAGGUGAAUUCAGUCGCGAACAGUCAUCAUGACCCAUUGGAUCAGCACUUUAGAAGUAGCUCAGGUCAAUAGAGGACUUCACUAUUUUGGUCUUAAAGUCCCAUGUACAGUCCGCAUAAUUGAACCAUUUGAUAAUGGUGCAAAAAUAUUCAUCCAUGGAUUACCCAAAGCGGAUGCUAAAAAGCUUUCCGUUGAUAUUCGGACUUCACUCGCAGAGAAUGCGGAUGUAUGUCUACAUAUGGAUAUACUCUUUGAAAGAAACUCUGUGAUCUUCAGUACCUGUGCCGAUGGCGAAUGGAAUGAGGAGGAAGAAAAGGCCCUGUGCGUUGCUUCUUUUGAACCUGAAAAACCAUUUCUUUUGGAAUUGACUGCUUCCGCGGAUGGAUACGAUGUUGCUGUAAACAACGAACAUCUCGACGUUGUUGCUUAUAGAGUAGCGGCUUCAAAGGCAACUCACAUUCUAAUAUCCGGGGAUCUAAGAUUACCUGGCCUACAUUUUCCUCUAGGCGAUAUUAUUCACACAAAUAAAAUUACUAUACCUGGUAAUAUACAAAAGAGUAGUGUCUUUACUAUGACAGGUCGCCUUUUGCCGAAUGAAGAUAGUUUUUCCAUUAACUUUCAAACCGGAGAAUCAUCAGACUCUGACAUAACUCUGCACGUAAAUCCGCGAUAUAACGUAGGAGAAGUUGUUCGAAAUUGCAGAAAUGGUGGCGAAUGGGGUGCGGAAGAAAAGGAUGGCGGAUUCCCUUUCGAUAGGUCUCAAGAUUUUAGCAUUAUGAUAGUGCCCCGAAACGAAACUUACCACGUUUGGGUUAACGGAACUAAAUUUACUGCUUUCUCUCACCGUAUGGAUAUGACUCAAGCUUGCGUUUUAAAUAUAGAAGGUGGAGUACGAAUGGACGAUAUCUCUAUUGACGCUCCUCCAGAGUCCAUGCCACCUGGAAGCGGUCUAGAAGAAAUUAUAUUCAGUUCAGACUGGAAAGAGGAUAAGUACAAUCCUCAACUGCCUAUUGAACUUGACAUUAAUGAAGCCAUGGCAGGCAAUAUUUUAUGCAUAUCGGCAGUAGUACCUCCUGGAGCAGAAAGAUUUCACAUAAACUACCAAGCAGAACUUACCGAAAAUGCCGAUGUAGUAUUUCACUACAACCCCAGAUUUCAAAGUAAGCAGGUAAUUCUAAAUACUCGAGAUGGCGGCGAAUGGAGUACGGACGAAGUCCGUUGGAACGAUUUCCCGUUUAGAGAUGGUGCGAGAUUCGAAAUUAUCAUUCAUUGCAGCGAGACCGGUUUCCACGUCAGCGUCAAUGACGAAGCUCCUAAAACGUUCCUACAUCGUCUGAGCCUCUCUCGUGCGAAAUUUAUUGUAGUUAAGGGAGAUAUUGUUGUUAAGAGACUGAUAUUUAUGUAAUGUUAACACGUUAUAACGUCUAAAUUAAACAGUACUUACUAAGCUUUUCGAUAUAUAAA